Vigna unguiculata (cowpea) is the source of this 485-nucleotide messenger RNA. RefSeq names its product small ribosomal subunit protein eS28 pseudogene. The record is from RefSeq and is a predicted model, not a curated record. Lineage: Eukaryota; Viridiplantae; Streptophyta; Magnoliopsida; Fabales; Fabaceae.
CGUGAAAGUGUUAGCAAGCAUUCCAAAACCCUAGCCACUUUCUUCACUCGUCUUCUAUUUCAGGAUGGAGUCUCAGGUGAAGCAUGCUCUUGUUGUUAAAGUUAUGGGUCGUACUGGAUCCAGAGGGCAGGUGACUCAGGUUAGAGUGAAGUUUUUGGAUGAUCAGAAUCGUCACAUCAUGAGGAAUGUGAAAGGACCUGUGAGAGAAGGAGACAUUCUCACCCUACUCGAAUCUGAGAGGGAAGCAAGAAGAUUGCGCUAGAUGUUUUACAUCAAAACAGUGAUUUUAUUUUUGUGGUAGUUAGCGGACGUCAAAGGUUAUGUCAGCCUAUCUUUUUGUUUUGGAUCUGUUUCCAUUCAAAUUAUGGUCUGAAUUUUGUUGUUUUAAAUCUAAGUUUCAAGAUUGAAGUAUGGUUGUCUUAAUAUAUGAAUUAUGGAUUCUUAUAUGAUUUGGCUUCCAUUAAUAGUUAGCUAUUCCUACUGCA